CAUGCACCGCUCCUCUCAGACGACAGCGCAAUGGAGGGCGAUUCGACGUGCCGGGUCUGUCGGGAAGCCAUCCAAGGCCCGUAUCUCUCGGCUGCGGGCAAGUCCUUCCAUCCGGGCUGCUUUGUAUGUUUCCAGUGCCUUGAGCCGUUCCCGGACGGACAGUACUACGAAGCCGGCGAUUCGGUCUACUGCGAGUUCGACUAUGGCAUGCUUCACGGGUCGCGCUGCGGCCGAUGCGGCGAGAUCAUCCGGGGUAAGAUUACCACAGCACUCGACAUGAAAUGGCACCCCGAGCACUUUACUUGCGAGGGAUGCAGCAAACUCCUUGCGGGCUCGGGGUUCCUCAAGUAUAAGGGCAAGCCAUACUGCAAGCCAUGCCAUCAGAAGGCCAAGGAAAAAGACAUCCAGCUGCAGGGCGAAAUCUGCGAGCGCUGCAAAAAGCACAUCAGCAAGGGAGACAUGAUCGUUCUCAAGGGCCAAAAGUUCCACAGCCACCACUUCAGCUGCUGUCAGUGCAAGAAGCAGCUCGAGGUCGGCAAGUUCAAAGAGCAUGAAGGCAAGCUCUACUGCCUGGAGGACUAUGCUCUGGCGACAACCCAGACCUGCGACACUUGCAAGCAGACCAUCAUCGGCCGGAGCGUCGCUGCCCUCGGCAAGGUGUUUCACCCAGAGCACUUUGUGUGCUCAGAGUGCCAGCAGCCAUUUGCUGGGACUUCCUUUUGGGAACAUGAAAUGCAGGUUUACUGCGAGACCCACUACAACGAGAGAAUCGGGGCCAUGUGCGCAACAUGCUACGAGCCGGCUUCGGCUGCUGCUGGCGCUGUUAUCGAGACUAUGAAGAAAAAGUUCUGUGCCAACCACUUUAUCUGCUUCACCUGCCACCGAGACUUGACUGCAAAGGGAGCCCGGUAUUUUGAGUUCGACCGCACGCCGCUGUGCAAGCGCUGCUUUGAGAAGCUGCCCUCCAAGGUGCGCAAGUCCAUCAACAAAUAUGCCGAGAUCGAGCGGAAGGUGGCGGAAUUGGAAGAGAAGGAGAAACGAGCAAAGAAAUGAACGCAUGUGUGCCUGUAUUCUGCGUCGCGCAUAUCCGCAAAUCGAGUGACCACGAGUCUCCGGAGGCGCCGGAUGGCAGGGAGCCGAUGUAGUGGCAGCGCGAGUUGUAUCGCCGCAAUGGUGCCCAAGCAGAGCGAUGUCCGGUGUGCUUGAUGCACCCAGCCACGAUGGAUGCGUGGGCAUUGUGGACUUAUUUCGAGGACAGCUCCGAGCCGAGUUUGU
Polychytrium aggregatum is the source of this 1275-nucleotide messenger RNA. RefSeq lists its product as uncharacterized. The coding region runs from base 31 to 1053 and encodes 340 amino acids. Gene Ontology annotation, cellular component: focal adhesion; cell-cell junction; cytoplasm. Gene Ontology annotation, biological process: positive regulation of integrin-mediated signaling pathway; cell-cell adhesion; positive regulation of substrate adhesion-dependent cell spreading. NCBI's taxonomy places the organism in Eukaryota, Fungi, Chytridiomycota, Chytridiomycetes, Polychytriales. The transcript is spliced from 6 exons. The record is from RefSeq and is a predicted model, not a curated record.